Cebus imitator (Panamanian white-faced capuchin) is the source of this 2744-nucleotide messenger RNA. RefSeq names its product tyrosine-protein phosphatase non-receptor type substrate 1-like. The coding region runs from base 162 to 1754 and encodes 530 amino acids. The transcript is spliced from 7 exons. The record is from RefSeq and is a predicted model, not a curated record. NCBI's taxonomy places the organism in Eukaryota, Metazoa, Chordata, Mammalia, Primates, Cebidae. Gene Ontology annotation, cellular component: plasma membrane.
CUCAUGGGGAACCAGAGAUAGUCGGAACUCAGUCAAAGGCCCCAGAUGCCUCUCUGGCUGGAGAACUCAGGCCUGAAGGUUUGGGGCUUGGAAGGAGCCCUUGACCACAGUGACCACUUCUCUCACUGUGGCUCAAACCCCUGCUCCAGACACAGUGGGGAAUGGGGUGGGCUGACCAGCUGGGAAGUAUAAGGCCUGCUCCAGAGGCCGGUCAGUGGCUCUUGGGCUCUUUCAGGGCCGUAUCCAGUGGUUGUCACCAGGAACAGACCGGGAGCACUGUGAGUGAAUCUCUCACCAUGGCUACCACACCUGCAUGGGCCCUGGGCUCCCUCCUACCCACCCUUCUCCUGGGAUUCACAGCUGGCCAGCCCUUCAUCUCUCUGACUGGUCCAUCUCAGAGGACAACCCCUGGAGACUCGGUGCCUUUCAACUGUACUGCUGGCCCCUUCAACUCCCAGCACUUUUCCCAGGAUGUCAAUGUUACCUGGUGGAAGGACAGUGAUGAACAUCCAGCCUCAGCCCAGCGCCUGGUGCCUGGCAAUGAAGGCAAUGACUUCAUCACCAGCAAGGCAUGGGUGACACUGGCCCGACAGGAUGUCUCAUCAGAGAUCACCUGCAAAGUCACCCACAGGGCCCUGGCACAGCCCCUGCAAACAACCAUGAAGCUCUCCCAAGUACUCCGAGUUGUCCCCACCCUGAAGAUCACCACCGAACACUCUGGGACCAGCGUACGUGCGCAACACAGAGUGAAUCUCACCUGCCACGUCCGUCACUUCUAUCCCCGCCACCUGCAACUCACCUGGAUGCAGAACAGGCGCAUGAUCCAGACCCUGGUGUCCCCUCAGGCCACCAGAAAUCCAGAUGGGACAUAUUCUCUGGAGCACACAUGGCAGGCAGAGGUCACGCCAGAUGAGCAUGAGUUUGCUUGCUGGGUGGUCCACGAUGAGCAGCCCCCGCUCAAGACCAACAUCACCCUACAAGCCCAGGAGCACAGGCAGGGGAAAGGCAGGCAUGCCCAGCCUCAGCCUCACAAGUUGCAAGGACCCCUUCAGCGAUCUGAACCUGGCACAAGGAUCCGAUUGACCUACACAUCCUCUGGCUUCUCGACAAACCAGGUUACUGUGACCUGGCUUAAAAACAAACACAAGCUCCCAAAGCCCCAGACCAGCAUCCGCCGCAGUGGACGCACCUACAAUGUGACCAGCAGUGUGCUCGUCCCGCUGACAGAGGAUGAUGUGCUCUCCCAUGUCGUUUGCUAUGUCGAGCACAAGUUGAUGCCGUUUUUCCAGAAAACCAUUGACCUGGACCAGUACCUCCGGGUUCCCCCUGCAGUGACAGUGUCCCAGUCUUCCACCUCCUCCAGCUUGGUGGCUGUUACUUGCCUCGUGCAGAGAUUCUACCCACAAAACGUGCAUCUUACCUGGCUAGAGGACUGCCGUACACUCAAAGACACUGAGCAACCCACAUCCAAGAAGAAGGAUGAUGGGUCCUACACCGUGGAAAAUGUGCUGCUGGUGAAUGCAUCAGUGCAGGGGCUUGAGCGGGUGCUCACCUGCAUGGUGGAACAUGAGGGACAGCUUCCCAAACGGGCCAACCUCAUACUGUCCACAACAGCCCACACCACAUGUAAGCUCAUUGGGAGCACAGGUCCAGAGAUGCCUGCCGUUAUCUUUGUGGUUUUCCUCUUGGGCCUCAAGGUGCUGCUGGUGAUGAGUUUCACAGUGACCUACAUCUGCAGGAGGUGGAACCUGUGACAGCUCCUGCAUGCAGAAACAUUAACCUCCAGCCCUCUCCAAGGGCUUCAAGUGGGGAGAAGCUGCAGGGACUUAUAGGUGACUAAUGACCCUUCAGUUCGUCCCUGCCACCCCCAUCAUGGACACGCUCCCUUCUGCACACCCUCCCGGUGUUCCUUCCCUCAGACUUUUGGAGCUGAGUCAGGGACGGAUUUUCUUCAUGAGGACUCCAGGGAUGUCUUGAUUCCGAUGUACUGAGUUUCAAAUUGGCCCUGCUCCUACCCAAGAGAAUCAAACUGAUCAAGAAAAGAAGUUUCCAUUCUACCCCUGGUCAUGAACAAUCCUUAAUUUUCAGAGCAAUUUUUACUUUUGAGUAGGGCUUUUGAAAGUAUGAUUUCAUUUGAACACACAUGUAUUUUGAAAUCACUGGCAAGUUGCAUAAGCAUUUUUGUCUUCUGAAAUGUACAAAAAAAUACAAACAAUACUCAUGGACCUACUUUGUAAAAUAUUAACAUUUUGCCAUCGUGUUCUUCAGUUCUUUUCUUAAAAAAAAAAAAAAUGCUGUUCUGAAUUUGGUGUUUAUCAUUCUCAGGCAUGAUUUUAUACCUUUAUAACAUAUGUGUAAAUCUUUAUCAAUGUAUAGGAUUAGUUUUCAUAUUUUUAACAUUAUAUAAAUGCAUUUUAGAACUUUAUUUUUUAGAACUUUAUUUUUUAUGCUUAACACAGUUUGAGAGGUUUAUUCCUGUUGAUAUAUGAAGUCACAUUUUAAUUUUCCACUAUUCUGUGGUCUUCUAUUGUAAGAUUAUGCUACAAUUUAUCAAUUCUUCUCAUGAUGUUGAAGCUUCAUUCAGUGUUUUGCUAGUACAACUUUCACAAACAUUCUUAUAUUUGUUUCCUUGGGCAUGUGUGGGAGACUUCCUCUUGUUCCUCUAGCUUGGCUCACAAAGCUGCAGUACUGGUAUGAUUUGGGAGCUUUUGUUAUAUAAAAACAAGUUUCUAAUUGUUGCUCAA